Molecule: messenger RNA, 765 nt
Organism: Diutina rugosa
Lineage: Eukaryota; Fungi; Ascomycota; Pichiomycetes; Serinales; Debaryomycetaceae
Gene: MAM33
Product: Mam33p
Exons: 1
Coding region: 1-765 (254 amino acids)
Biological process (GO): cytosolic ribosome assembly
Cellular component (GO): mitochondrial matrix
Source: RefSeq, a predicted model, not a curated record
AUGUUGUCGACUGCUUUCCGUACCGCUGCCAGAAGAGCCCUCCCCGUGGCCAGAGCCACCACCCGCAUCACCGCGUCGCAAUUGGCCGUCCGCCGUACGUUGGUGGCGUCGCCCGUCCGCUUCAACCUGGCGGCCAACUUGAAGGAAGUGCUCAAGUCCGAGCUCAAGAUCUGCAGCGCCAUCCCCAACGAGUUGGAGCCCAACUACCAGCAGUUCCUCGAACAAAACGGCUACAAGUUGAUUGCCAACGAAGGUACUUCUAACGUCCAGCUCGUCAAGGAAAAAGGUGAUGAAGUCAUCAGAGUGUUCUUCGACAUCGACGAAGUCACCGAUAUCCCCAUCGGCCAACUUGCCGAGACCGAGGGGGCUUACGAAGACGACCUUGAGGCCGAGGCCGACUCGUUGGACUCGUUGUUGUGCAACAUCAAGGUGUUGGUGGAAAAGCCCGCGCAAAACGACGGUUUGUUUGUCAACUUGUUCAUGCAAAACACCGACGAGCUGUUCUCGGUCGACUUCAUCAACUACCAAGCCGACGUCAAGCAAUUCUUGAACGAAAUCGCCUCGAGCAACGAGUUCAUCGACAAGUUCAAGUACCAAGGCCCCCGCUUCUCGGACUUGGACGAGUCGUUGCAAACUGAAUUCGAAAACUACCUUGCCGCCCGUGGCGUCAACGACGAGUUGGCUGACUUCAUCGUCGCCUUCUCCGAAUACAAGGAAGAAAACGAAUACCGCACCUGGUUGCUGAACUUGGCCAAGUUUGUUUAA